CACUUCUGAAACUUGUGGCUUCCUCAGAGCUUCAGACACUGAAAACCCUCACAUUUCACACUCACUGCAGUCUGUGCUCCAGACCUGAUCAUCUGAGGAAUAAUCAGCAACUUUACGAGCAAUGGAGGAAAUUUAUGCCAAUGUGGAACUUGCAGAACCUGCCAGUCCAAAACGUUCCAGGAAUCAAACUGGUCCAAGGAGUUCUCAGAGGAGUUUUCAUUCAGUUAUUCUCUGUUUGGGGCUGCUGAGUGUUUUCCUGCUGGUUGGACUCAUCGUCCUCGGUGUCCUCUACCGUGACUCGGCUGCAGAUUUAUCCUCCAUCAAAGAAAACCUGACUGAGCAUCUGCAGACCAGCAAUGAUGAACUUUCCUCCAUGACAGAAGAGAGAAACCGCCUGAAUGCCAGCCUCACUGAAAUGACUAAAGAACGGGACAGACUUCAGACUUUGUCCAAACAGAUACCAACAUGUCCUGCAGGAUGGAAGAUGUUCAGUUGUACCUGUUAUCUCCUCUCUCAAGCAUCUGAUUCCUGGACCAAUGGCAGGGAGGACUGCAAAAGACAAGGAGCAGAUCUGGUGGUGAUAAACAGCGCUGAAGAACAGACAUUUCUCUCUAUGUUCGCCAACAAACCAACUUGGAUUGGGUUGAAUGACAUCCAAACAGAAGGGACCUGGAUGUGGGUGGAUGGAACUCCUCUGACUCUGAGCUACUGGGACACAGACGAGCCUAACAAUGGUGGUGAAGAGGACUGUGCUCAAAUCAGAACUGCUCACAACACUCUUUGGAAUGAUGUUCCAUGUACAUCGUCUCUGCAGUGGAUCUGUGAAAAACUUCCAUAAUGUUACUGCAAUGUUUGUUUGAAGGUCAUAUAUUUAAAUGCUUUACAGUUUGAGCUAAGAUUGUUAUAUUUCAUCCCGUAGCUUCAGUAUUUGUCUGUGGCUAAAUGUAUGCAAACUUUGAAAUGCAUCUACCGCUGAUAACGCAGCUGUUUCUUCCUAUGCCAACAUUUUCCUUUUUCUAAAGAUGGUGCAUUCAGAUAUUAAUAAAAAAGUGUAUAUCCA
Messenger RNA from Amphiprion ocellaris (clown anemonefish), 1060 nucleotides. Its product is annotated as CD209 antigen-like protein C. Bases 122 to 838 code for a protein of 238 amino acids. The record is from RefSeq and is a predicted model, not a curated record. Lineage: Eukaryota; Metazoa; Chordata; Actinopteri; Pomacentridae. The transcript has 6 exons.